This is a messenger RNA of Phytophthora sojae, 939 nucleotides long. RefSeq lists its product as hypothetical. The coding region runs from base 1 to 939 and encodes 312 amino acids. Lineage: Eukaryota; Oomycota; Peronosporomycetes; Peronosporales; Peronosporaceae. The record is from RefSeq and is a predicted model, not a curated record. The transcript has 11 exons.
AUGACGAGCGUGUGGCGCCGACUGCAGCUCCGGAUCGCAGGCACCACGCCUGCGCGGCGCUUCCAAGAGGAGGCGGAUGUGGGCGUUGUCGCGGUGCUGAGCUGCUUUCGGAGCCUGAAGCUGGACCCGCAGAACGCCAACAAGGAGCAUGAGGAGCUGUUUGACCAAGCUGUGGAGAUUGUUGGCACGAAGAAGUUCGAGCAGCAGAAGCAGUAUGUGCAAGGCGAGGUCGCCAAGCAGGUCCAGAGCUGUUUUGAAGCUGUGCUGCGCAUGCCCAAGGACUCGGAGAAGAACGUGCCAAAGAUGUCGCUGUCUGGCUUUGAGCGCACAACUGAAGUGGAGGAGAAGCUCGGUAUUUCCGACAAUUUCCAGAAGCUCUUCGGGUUCACUUUGAAUGUGGAGAAAUCCAGCGUUCCUGACGCAGGUGACGGUGUGAAGCUUCGUGGUUCCGCUCCGAUUGGGUCGCUGGUGGCUCUGUACCCUGGCAUCGUCUACCUGCCAGAGCACUACAAGAAGAAACACUACCUUAGCGAGCUUUCGAAUAACCCGUACGCUCGAGCCCGAUUCGACAGUGUGAUCAUUGACGCCAAGAAUGAGUCCUCGAAGCCUCGCAACCCGCUCGCUGUGGCACACAAGAUCAACCAUCCUCCCAACGGAACCCCUCCUAACGUCCUUGGAUUCGCCUUCGAAUUUCCCCCGGAAGAGCCAUUCACCACGAAGGAAUUCGAUGAGCUCAUUCCGAAUAGCUUUGUGAAGGAGCCUUCACGCCUCUCCAUGUUUGGCAAACGAGCUAUCGUGCAUAGUCUGGCCUUCAUCGCAACGGCGGACAUUGCAGACGAGGAAGAGCUGUUCCUCAACUACCGAUACAACCCGGACCACCAACUGCCUGAAUGGUACACACCUGUCGACGUCGAAAGUGACCGCGCAAUGUGGAAAUGA